CCGAUAGACCUGUGAGUAACUGGGGACUUGGCCUGUCUUGCCUUCUGAGCUUGGUGGAAGAUUGGAUGUACAUAAGUUGAUUAUAUUCCAUGAAGUAAUAGCUCUCCACCAGCCCAGGGUUUAAGCUACUUUUUUCAGCAUAUUUCACCUGUGGACUCUUCUACAUAUUGCUUUCUUGGGAAAAAACUGGGACAAGAAAAGGCUGCUUUUACAAGUUAGCAUCCUUUUCCCUCCCUUUCAAGUUGAUGCAAAAGAUAAGACUGUGAUUCCAUUGGAUUGCACCUUUAACUUACAAUAGGAGAAGAGGAAGAAAGGGCAAUGGCUAUGAGUGGAAACUGUGGUCGUUAUCCUCGAGAACAAGGAGCUGCAGUUCCUAACUCCUUCCCUGAGGUGGUGGAACUGAAUGUGGGGGGUCAAGUUUAUUUCACUCGCCAUUCCACAUUAAUAAGCAUCCCUCAUUCUCUCUUGUGGAAAAUGUUUUCCCCAAAGAGAGACACGGCUAACGAUCUAGCCAAAGACUCUAAGGGAAGGUUUUUCAUUGACAGAGAUGGAUUCUUGUUCCGUUACAUUCUGGACUAUCUCAGGGACAGGCAGGUGGUCCUGCCUGAUCACUUUCCAGAAAGGGGAAGACUGAAAAGGGAAGCUGAGUAUUUCCAGCUUCCGGACUUGGUCAAACUCCUGACCCCAGAUGAAAUCAAGCAGAGCCCAGAUGAAUUCUGCCAUAGUGAUUUUGAAGAUGCCUCCCAAGGAAGCGACACAAGGAUCUGCCCCACUUCCUCUCUGCUCCCUGCCGACCGCAAGUGGGGCUUCAUUACUGUGGGCUACAGGGGAUCAUGCACCAUGGGUAGGGAGGGCCAAGCAGAUGCCAAGUUUCGGAGAGUUCCCCGGAUUUUGGUUUGUGGAAGGAUUUCCUUGGCAAAGGAAGUCUUUGGAGAAACUUUGAAUGAGAGCAGAGACCCUGACAGAGCCCCUGAAAGAUACACCUCCAGAUUUUAUCUCAAAUUCAAGCAUCUGGAAAGGGCUUUUGAUAUGUUGUCAGAGUGUGGAUUCCACAUGGUGGCCUGUAACUCAUCAGUGACAGCAUCUUUCAUCAAUCAAUAUACAGAUGACAAAAUCUGGUCAAGCUACACUGAAUAUGUCUUCUACCGUGAGCCCUCCCGGUGGUCAUCCUCACACUGUGAUUGCUGCUGCAAGAAUGGCAAGGGUGACAAAGAAGGGGAGAGUGGCACGUCAUGCAAUGACCUUUCCACCUCCAGCUGUGACAGUCAGUCUGAGGCCAGCUCUCCCCAGGAGACGGUCAUCUGUGGGCCAGUCACACGCCAGACCAACAUCCAGACUCUGGACCGUCCCAUCAAGAAGGGCCCAGUACAGCUGAUCCAGCAGUCAGAGAUGCGAAGGAAAAGCGAUCUGCUCCGGACUCUCACCUCCGGCUCUAGGGAGUCAAACAUGAGCAGCAAAAAAAAAGCUGUUAAGGAAAAGCUCUCAGUAGAGGAAGAGCUGGAGAGGUGCAUCCAGGAUUUCUUAAAGAUCAAAAUUCCAGAUCGGUUCCCGGAGAGAAAACAUCCGUGGCAAUCUGAACUUUUACGGAAGUAUCAUCUAUAGGGGAGGGGUGGGGGUGGG
Chrysochloris asiatica (Cape golden mole) is the source of this 1620-nucleotide messenger RNA. It is a transcript of the gene KCTD16, whose product is annotated as potassium channel tetramerization domain containing 16. Gene Ontology annotation, cellular component: postsynaptic membrane; presynaptic membrane. Gene Ontology annotation, molecular function: protein binding. The transcript is spliced from 2 exons. Bases 319 to 1602 code for a protein of 427 amino acids. Gene Ontology annotation, biological process: regulation of G protein-coupled receptor signaling pathway; protein homooligomerization. The record is from RefSeq and is a predicted model, not a curated record. Lineage: Eukaryota; Metazoa; Chordata; Mammalia; Afrosoricida; Chrysochloridae.